CUGGCGGCCGCCCUCCCGCGCUGCAGCCGGAGUCGUGACGUCAUCAUCCGGGCUUUUGUCUCCAUCCGCCGCCCAGCCGCGUCCAGCUCCAAACACUCCGAACUCCUCCAACUAUGUCGGGCUCCUCCAACCUGGUGGCCAUGAAGAAAGUGGUCCAGCAGCUGCGCUUCGAGGCCAGCAUAAACAGAGUCAAAGUCUCUCAGGCAGCUGCAGACCUCCAACAGUUCUGCCUGCAGAACGCUCUGCAGGACCCCCUGCUCACCGGCGUGUCCUCCAGCACCAACCCCUUCAGGCCGCAGAAAGUCUGCUCCUUCCUGUGAAACCAGCCACCAUGUUCAAUGGCCUUUGUUCUGAUGCUACAGGGAAAAGUCGACCUCAACACUGCUCCUCAUGCCAAGCCAUCCUACUGCCACAGGAUUCCUCCACUGUACCACUCUGGAGUCACAUCCACUCCAGAGAAGAAGAAGAAAGCCUUUUUUUUUUUUUUUUUCCAGCCACCGUAGAAGAAAGAAGACCAUAUUUUAUUUUUAUGGCACAGUGUGAUUUUCCAGUCAAUUAUCGUGCCUUUUCUAUUGUUCUAUUUUAGUCAUCACUGUUCAGGACUUUUUUUGUAUUCAAGGAAUAAAAACAGUCUUUACUA
Molecule: messenger RNA, 640 nt
Organism: Salarias fasciatus (jewelled blenny)
Lineage: Eukaryota; Metazoa; Chordata; Actinopteri; Blenniiformes; Blenniidae
Product: guanine nucleotide-binding protein G(I)/G(S)/G(O) subunit gamma-5-like
Exons: 3
Coding region: 114-320 (68 amino acids)
Biological process (GO): G protein-coupled receptor signaling pathway
Cellular component (GO): heterotrimeric G-protein complex
Molecular function (GO): G-protein beta-subunit binding
Source: RefSeq, a predicted model, not a curated record